This is a messenger RNA of Anopheles funestus (African malaria mosquito), 2112 nucleotides long. RefSeq lists its product as uncharacterized. Gene Ontology annotation, biological process: proteolysis. The transcript has 2 exons. Gene Ontology annotation, molecular function: aspartic-type endopeptidase activity. Lineage: Eukaryota; Metazoa; Arthropoda; Insecta; Diptera; Culicidae. The record is from RefSeq and is a predicted model, not a curated record. Bases 1175 to 1723 code for a protein of 182 amino acids.
GCGUAACUAGCAAGCAAGCUCGCACGCAAGCCAGCGGCGAGUACUAAACACCGAAGUGUAGCUGCAUGAGUUCGGAUAUCCGAUCGAGGAAAACUGCGCGGCCGAUACUGACCAGGAAGGUCAAUGUGAAAUAAAACGCUCUCUGUUAUCCUGACCACGAAGCAAACCGGACGUGUAAGAUAUCAUCCUUUUUCCACAUCCGAAUACACCCUUUGAUAUUCCAUAACUGGUGACCCCGAACGCGAAAUCCAAUAACUGAGUGUCGAUUGCAAAAUCAUAAUCGCGCAAUUUACCGCCGCGGAGUGUGUACCGUUGUUAAAAUCGUCGUCGAGUUAUCUUUCAAUCGCGUAGUUCACUUCCGCACGGAUCGCAUAUCCCACACGCCACGUGUACCGCGCUUUCCCCUAACAAUUAAACGCGAGUGUUAAACGUUCAACGCGAUGCCUGACACUGAACUGGCAGGGAAGACGACAGCACCGAUUGUGGCGAAGAAGGAAGAGGCAGAAAUAGCGAAAUCAGAAGCCAAGAUUCGUUUCCCCGACUUCGACUCCGAAGAUGUAGAAACCUGGUUCGUGUGCUUAGAAGCGGCAUUCUAUGUGAACAGUGUGCUUUCCGACAAGCAUAAGUUUAACGCGGUGAUAGUAGCACUUGGAACACGCGCAAAAUUUUUUCACCCCACCAUUGCUAAAUGCAACAAGUCGACCUUGACAAAUCGAUAUGACACCAUGAAAAAGUCAGUCAUCGAUUUUUUUCUGCCGUCGGAAAACCAACGUCUUACGAGCUUACUCUCCGGUGUCGCGCUAGGUGAUCGGAAACCGAGUGUGCUCCUUUCCGAGAUGCGCAGAAUGGGAGGAGAAGGUUGUUCCGAUAACGUCCUGCGUAACAUUUGGCUACGCGCUUUACCGACCACCGUUCGUUCUAUCAUCGCCGCGAUGCCAUCCGCAUCGCUUGACGAACAAGCCAGCGUGGCUGAUAAAAUCCUCGAAGCCCCCACCAACGUCAUAAGCACCGUAACAAAAACCGAUGAACCUGCACCCCUAUGCAGUUUAGAGGCCCGCAUCGAUGCACUCUCACGUCGCUUGGAUGAAGCUCUAUCAGCUGAUCGUUAUCCGUAUCCUCACCGUAACACAUACAGCGAUCCUCGACCCAGACAGCGUGCUCCGUCUAGACAACCAUGGGGCCAACGAACUUCAAGUGCCUCGGGAUCACGAACACCAUCACGAGCUACACGACGCUGGAUCUGUUGGUUCCACUAUCGCCAUGGGAACAAGGCAGAGAAUUGCGAGAAGGAACAUCCCAGCGAUCCACAGACUACAUGUAUUUUUUUCGACGAGCAUCUCCCAGUUUACUCCCGAAAAAAAUAGUGCGUUUCUCUCUCACCACACAUCCCGAUUGCGCAACUCUCACCGGCAGAGCCGAACCAGUCAGCACCAGCUAUAACACAUCCCAACGACAACCUGCGUGCAGCACCAGCUUACCAUCACACACGACCACAACACUAAACACGUCUAGCACCAGCAUCAAGCUGAACCCCGGUAAAGCAGAAAUCAUCGAGCGAAUAUACGUGAACGACAGCAGAACCAACAACAAGUUCCUGAUCGACACCGGCGCGGAGAUUUCGGUUAUACCACCGUCAUACAAGGACAGAAUGAACCCGAUGCCAGCCAGGAAACUUUUCGCCGCGAAUGGUAGUUCAAUCGAAAUCUUUCGUUUUAGAUAUUAGAGGAAAGAAGUGCGAAAUAUCCGUCGAUCGACUGAAAGCAGCGAGAUAUGAUGAGCCAGACACCCAACAGCCCGACCCAGCCGAUCCUCAAAGGGCUGUCUACCGGACUCGAUACGGCAGGAAAAUUUAUCAACCGGAUAAAUUUUAAAUGAAGGGGGAAGUGAUGUGGCGUAACUAGCAAGCAAGCUCGCACGCAAGCCAGCGGCGAGUACUAAACACCGAAGUGUAGCUGCAUGAGUUCGGAUAUCCGAUCGAGGAAAACUGCGCGGCCGAUACUGACCAGGAAGGUCAAUGUGAAAUAAAACGCUCUCUGUUAUCCUGACCACGAAGCAAACCGGACGUGUAAGAUAUCAUCCUUUUUCCACAUCCGAAUACACCCUUUGAUAUUC